AUGGAUCUAUCUGCAGUUCACGUUGAAGAAGUACAAAAUGUCCUUAAUGCUAUGCAGAAAAUCUUAGAGUGUCCAAUCUGUUUGGAGUUGAUAAAAGAACCAGUUUCCACAAAGUGUGACCACAUAUUUUGCAAAAGCCUUCAAGAAAGUACUAGAUUUAGUCAACUUGUUGAAGAGCUAUUGAAAAUCAUUCAUGCUUUUGAGCUUGACACAGGAUUGCAGUUUGCAAACAGUUACAACUUUUCAAAAAAGGGAAAUAACUCUCCUGAACAUCUAAAGGAGGAAUUUUCUAUUAUCCAAAGUAUGGGCUACCGAAACCGUACCAAAAGACUUCGACAGACUGAACCCGAAAAUCCUAUCUUGGAAACUGAUCUUAGUGUCCAUCUCUCUAAGCUUGGAAGUGUGCGAUCUCUGAGGACAAAGCAGCAGAUACAACCUCAAAAUAAGUCUGUCUACAUUGAAUUGGGAUCUGAUUCUUCUGAAGAUACAGUUAAUAAGGCAAGUCAUUGCAGUGUGGGAAACCAAGAAUUGUUACAGAUUACCCCUCAAGGAGCCAGGGAUGAAGCCAGUUUGGAUUCUGCAAAAAAGGCUGCUUGUGAGUUUUCUGAGGACAUAACUAAUAUUGAACAUCAUCAAUCCUGUGAUAAAGAUUUGAACACGAUUGAGAAGCGUGCAACUGAGAGGCAUCCAGAAAAGUAUCAGGGUGCAGCAGCAUCUGGGGACGAGAGUGAAACAAUCCUCUCUGAAGACUACUCAGGGCUGUCCUCUCAGAGCGAUAUUUUAUCCACACAGCAGAAGGAUACCAUUCAAGGUAACCUGAUAAAGAUCCAACAGGAAAUGGCUGACCUGGAAGCUGUGUUAGAGCGGCAUAGGAGCCAGCCUUCUAACAGCUCCUCCGCCCUUGUAGCUGACCCUUGUGUCCCUGAGGACCUGCUAAAUCCAGAACAAGACACAGAAAAAGCAGUAUUAACUUCAGAGAAAAGUAGUGAAUAUCCUGUAAACCAGAAUCCAGAAAGCCUUUCUACUAAGAACUUCCGAGUAUCUCCAGAUAGUUCUACCAAUAAAAAUAAAGAGCCAGAAGUUGAAAGGUCUUCCCCUUCUAAAUCCCAGUUGUUGGAUAAAAGGUGGUAUGUGCACAGCUACUCUAGCAGUCUACGGAACAGAAACUGCCCAUCGCGAGAGGAACUUGUUAAGGUCAUUGAUGUGGAGGAGCAGAAACUUGAAAAGUCUGAGUCGCACGAUUUAAUGGAGCAGUCUUAUUUGCCAAGGCAAGAUCUAGAAGGAACCCCUUACCUGGAAUCUGGAAUCAGCCUCUUCUCUGAUGACCCUGAAUCUGAUCCCCCAGCAGACCAAGCCCCAGGGUCCGCUCACAUUUGCAGCAUGCCACCUUUAAACUCUGCAUUGAAAUUACCCCAAGCUCAAGUUGCAGAAUCUGCCAACAGUCCAGCAGCUGCUCAUAAUACCGAUAUGUCUGGGUAUGAUGUGAGCGAAGAAAAUGUAAGCAGGGAGAAGCCAGAAUUGACAUCUUCAACAGAAGGGGUCAACAAAAGGAUAUCCAUGGUGGUAUCAGGCUUGACCCCACAGGAAAUUAUGCUUGUGCACAAGUUUGCCAGAAAACACCACAUCACUUUAACUAAUGUAAUUACUGAAGAGACUACUCAUGUCAUUAUGAAAACAGAUGCUGAGUUUGUGUGUGAACGGACACUGAAAUAUUUUCUGGGAAUUGCAGGAGGGAAAUGGGUAGUUAGCUAUUUCUGGGUGACCCAAUCUAUUAAAGAAAGAAAGAUGCUGGAUGAGCAUGAUUUUGAAGUCAGAGGGGAUGUGGUCAAUGGGAGAAACCACCAAGGUCCAAAGCGAGCAAGAGAGUCCAAGGACAGAAAGAUCUUCAGGGGCCUAGAAAUCUGUUGCUAUGGGCCCUUUACCAACAUGCCCACAGAUCAACUGGAGUGGUUGGUGCAGCUGUGUGGGGCUUCUGUAGUGAAGGAGUUUUCAUCAUUCACCUGUGGCACAGAUGCUCACCCAAUUGUGGUCGUGCAGCCAGACGCCUGGACAGAGGACAAUGGCUUCCAUGCAAUUGGACAGAUGUGUGAGGCAUCUGUGGUGACCCGAGAGUGGGUGCUGGACAGCGUAGCCCUGUAUGAGUGCCAGGAGCUGGACACCUACUUGAUACCCCAGAUCCCCCACAGCUGCUGCUGA
This is a messenger RNA of Cynocephalus volans (Philippine flying lemur), 2196 nucleotides long. RefSeq names its product BRCA1 DNA repair associated (gene BRCA1). Gene Ontology annotation, cellular component: plasma membrane; BRCA1-BARD1 complex; BRCA1-A complex. The record is from RefSeq and is a predicted model, not a curated record. Gene Ontology annotation, molecular function: ubiquitin-protein transferase activity; zinc ion binding; DNA binding. Bases 1 to 2196 code for a protein of 731 amino acids. Gene Ontology annotation, biological process: dosage compensation by inactivation of X chromosome; chordate embryonic development; positive regulation of transcription by RNA polymerase II. NCBI's taxonomy places the organism in Eukaryota, Metazoa, Chordata, Mammalia, Dermoptera, Cynocephalidae. The transcript is spliced from 21 exons.